Messenger RNA from Serpula lacrymans var. lacrymans S7.9, 2096 nucleotides. RefSeq lists its product as uncharacterized. Gene Ontology annotation, molecular function: protein-arginine N-methyltransferase activity. NCBI's taxonomy places the organism in Eukaryota, Fungi, Basidiomycota, Agaricomycetes, Boletales, Serpulaceae. Gene Ontology annotation, biological process: peptidyl-arginine methylation. The transcript is spliced from 9 exons. The record is from RefSeq and is a predicted model, not a curated record. Gene Ontology annotation, cellular component: nucleus. The coding region runs from base 99 to 1898 and encodes 599 amino acids.
GAGGCGAUAGUCCUGCCAACUCAACGUGUUUCUUUCCCAGAACCACUUUACAUCUUUUACGGCUCCUCGACGCCCAUUUUCUCUCUUCCACCACGACGAUGGCCCAUCAUCUCCGCGCCUCUGCAGGCUUAGCAGAAGAAAAUCUAAAGGAUGUUGAGACAGAGUCCCUGCCUUCAGCAUCGGAUUCUGAAGACGACGAGGAGGAUAACAAUUGGGAUGACUGGGUCUCGGAUCAGGUUGCACACCAACCUUGUGAAUCUUUGUUUGAGGACAGAAGAUUCCCAUCCACAACUGAAGCUCUCGCAUUCGAUAAAUCAACCCAUAAUUUCGAUCUGGAAGCGACUUGUUCUCGACUCAAACUCGAUCUACAUCAGCGCAUUCGACUCAUCAAUUUUAUCAGGAAACAUAAACCAUCCCCUGCAGACAUCGGGAAUUUAACAGGAGCUGAAUCUUUCUUCAGUUCCGACGAGUAUCUUCGCCCUGUCCUGGAGGAUGAUCCAUUGCUCCAGUUCCAGUCUGAUGAUUGGUCUGAUGAGGAAGAAGAUCUAGACGCAUCACAGCCUGCAGUCACACCACCGGACCUGGCUAGCAGCAUCCGUCGCAUUAAAUUACUGGAGAGAAAGCUCGCCGACGCCCAACAAGAUCUAGUUGACUAUCGUACUCUAGUUAAUCAAAAAUUAGAUGUCACGCGUCUCGCAGACAUAGUCGCCGAUGCUCCAUCGUCCAGUCAAGCUACUAGCCAACCAUCAAAAAGAGACGAUGAUUCUCAUUAUUUCCAAAGUUAUGCUGAUAAUGAUAUCCAUGCCGUCAUGAUACAAGAUAAAGUCAGGACUUCAACAUACGCGUCUUUCAUCCUUACAAACCCCAUUCUGUUUCGGGACGCAAUUGUUCUUGAUGUUGGUUGUGGUACCGGGAUCUUAUCCUUGUUUGCUGCCAAGUCAGGAGCUAAACGAGUUUUUGCCGUUGACGCCAGUGAUAUCGCUGAAAAGGCUGAAAGAAUUGUGAAGGCAAACAAGCUGGAAGAUGUCAUCACUGUGAUUCGCGGCAAAAUUGAAGAUAUUACACUUCCUGAUGGUAUUACACACGUCGAUAUCAUUAUAUCGGAGUGGAUGGGAUAUGCGUUGUUGUAUGAGUCUAUGUUGGACUCUGUUUUGCAUGCUCGAGAUAGAUUCCUCCGACCAGAUGGUGGCAUCAUGGCUCCCAGUCAAUGCAAGAUCAUGCUUGGACUCUGCGAAGGUAGUGAAAUCUUGAAGGAUCGUGUAGGUUUCUGGGAAGAUGUAUACGGAUUUGACCUAUCUACAAUGGGAUAUGAUCUCUAUGACGAAGCAAUUGUCGAUGUUGUAGGACCGGAUUCCAUGGUCAGCGUGCCUCAAGCCAUCAAGGACCUCCACCUCAAACAUAUCACGACUCGUCAGCUCGACUUUGUCACCCCUUUCAGCCUCGUGUCUACGACCGACCGGCGUACGAAGAUCCACGCAUUUGUUCUUUACUUUGAUACCUUCUUCACUGCGACAGGCGAGCCUGUCCCCCCUGGCACUAACGUGAAACUCAUCAAAGAAGGAGACGUUGUGUUGGCAGAAGUGUGGCCUGUAGGUGGAAAACCGCCGCCUCAGAGGCGCGCAAGUCAGGGCGAAGGACUGAGGGAAAGAGAGCGAGCACGAGUCACCAGCUUCAGCACAGGACCCAAGAGCCAGCCUACCCAUUGGAAACAAACCAUCUUCCUACUAAGAGAGCCAAUUCAUGCCGUCGAAGGAACAAUCGUCUCUGGAACAUUCCACUGCAAAAAAAGCGGGACCAACUCGCGGGAACUGGAUGUUGAAAUACAUUAUUCAGUAAAACAGGAUGCUGAGGCUACUUCAUCAAGUGAUGUGGUGGUACAGAUAUACAAAGUACGGUAGCGGUAUUUAAACAAUAUCUUAAUGAAAUGAAGACUGCAUAAAUUAUCGUGAUCUUACACCGUAGAGAAGCUUCAAGUUGGACAUCAAAGCACCCGCACGAAAGCCGAUUUCUCUAGUGAUCCAUCCAGGUUCACGUAUGAUAGUUAGCUCAUCCUAGUGACCAUACGUGGCUUCGAGUUUCGUCCUAAUAUAAUCUCC